UCAUUGGCCAUAGUAAUUUCGUUUGGGUAUAGGCUUAUCCCUUCUCCGCCUGUAUUUUACUGAAAUCUAAUAAUGCUCCUCAACUACUGAAAAAGAAAGGAAAGAUCUAUCUAUGCGUUGGGUUCUUCCAAUAGCCAAAUUAAGCAUCAACUUAUCUUCUACUUCCCUAUCCCACAAAAGAGGGGAAAAAAACCCCUUUCCAUUUUACCAAUUUUCACAUGUUUUGUAGUCUCUGAUUGUGUCUAUAUUUGUGUAUGCUUUGAAAAGGAGGACUGACUGGCAGAUGCGGAGAACAGAAGAAGAGGGAGUUUAAAAAGAAAGAGAAAAGAAACGGCUAAGCUUGAGUUGUGUUGCAGAAAUGAUGAUUCAAAGAUUGGAGAUGUGCAUACAAUUUAUAAGACUGGCGUUGGAAUUUGUUAUCAUUGUAGCUGAAGCAGUUGGAUUUGUGAUUGAGCAGAAUACUUCUCAUCAACUUUCAAGCCAACAUUUUCCUGCUCCUGCUCCAUUUGUUGGUAUUCUUCCAUGAAAAUGGCUCUCCAUCUCUGCAGGUUUCUUCAAGAAAUGGUUUCUUCAAGAAAUGGCAAUUUCUGUUCCAGGUUGAUUUCUUCUUCUCCUUUUGCCUUUAUGGGGUUUUAGGAAGCCUCAAAUCACCUGCCAAACCACCCCUUUUCUGCUCUGUUCAUCUUGUUGGUCUUUUUCCAUGAAAAUGGCUCUCCAUCUCUGCAGGUUUCUUCAAGAAAUGGGAAUUUCUGUUCCAGGUUGAUUUCUUCUUCCCUUUUUGUCUUUUUGGGGUUUUGGGAGUCUCACAUCACCUGCCAAACCACCCUUUUUCUGCUCUGUUCAUCUUGUUAAUUGGUCUUUUUCCAUGAAAAUCAUUCUCUAUUUCUGCAGGUUCCUUCAAGAAAUGGCAUAUUA
Messenger RNA from Hevea brasiliensis (rubber tree), 915 nucleotides. RefSeq lists its product as uncharacterized. The coding region runs from base 359 to 526 and encodes 55 amino acids. Lineage: Eukaryota; Viridiplantae; Streptophyta; Magnoliopsida; Malpighiales; Euphorbiaceae. The transcript is spliced from 2 exons. The record is from RefSeq and is a predicted model, not a curated record.